Molecule: messenger RNA, 2493 nt
Organism: Acomys russatus (golden spiny mouse)
Lineage: Eukaryota; Metazoa; Chordata; Mammalia; Rodentia; Muridae
Gene: Neurl1
Product: neuralized E3 ubiquitin protein ligase 1
Biological process (GO): nervous system development; negative regulation of Notch signaling pathway
Cellular component (GO): plasma membrane; postsynaptic density
Molecular function (GO): ubiquitin protein ligase activity
Source: RefSeq, a predicted model, not a curated record
AGGGGCCGGGCCGCCCAGUGCGCGGGGAAUGGGAGCUCGGUAGCCCGGUGGUGCGAGGACCCCCGCGGCGGGCAGGACCCGCCGAACGAAGACCACCAAGCCCAGGGAGAACCGGAGACAGCGAACCGCCCGCCCCCGGCCGCAGCCCCGCCAGGGCCCUCCCCCGGCGGCGCGCACCCGCGCGCGCACACACUUGCACACCUUUCCUCCGCUCCUGCCCAGCCUUGCUUGGCCCCCGCCGGAGCACCCCCGGGGGGCCGAUGCCAUGGGUAACAACUUCUCCAGUGUUUCCUCUCUGCAACGAGGAAAUCCAAGCCGUGCGUCGCGGGGCCAGACCCAGAACCUCAAAGACUCCAUCGGGGGCUCUUUCCCGGUCCCCUCUCACCGAUGCCAUCACAAGCAGAAGCACUGCCCGCCUGCGUUGUCAGGUGGGGGGCUCCCGGCUACACCGCUGCUCUUCCACCCCCACACUAAGGGCUCCCAGAUCCUCAUGGACCUCAGCCACAAGGCCGUCAAGAGGCAGGCCAGCUUCUGCAAUGCCAUCACCUUCAGUAACCGCCCGGUGCUCAUCUACGAGCAAGUCAGGCUGAAGAUCACCAAGAAGCAGUGCUGUUGGAGUGGGGCCCUGCGACUUGGCUUCACCAGCAAGGACCCUUCCCGCAUCCACCCCGACUCGCUGCCCAAGUACGCCUGCCCUGACCUGGUGUCUCAGAGUGGCUUCUGGGCCAAAGCAUUGCCCGAGGAGUUCGCCAAUGAGGGCAACAUCAUUGCCUUCUGGGUGGACAAGAAGGGCCGUGUCUUCUACCGCAUCAACGACUCAGCUGCCAUGCUUUUCUUCAAUGGGGUCCGAACAGCGGACCCACUCUGGGCCCUGGUGGAUGUCUACGGCCUCACGCGGGGUGUCCAGCUGCUAGACAGCGAGCUGGUGCUGCCCGACUGCCUGCGGCCGCGCUCCUUCACCGCGCUGCGGCGGCCGUCGCUGCGGUGCGAGGCGGACGAGGCGCGUCUGUCCGUGAGCCUGUGCGACCUCAACGUGCCCGGAGCCGACGGCGACGAUGGCGCACCGCCCGCUGGCUGCCCGAUCCCGCAGAACUCGCUCAACUCGCAGCACAGCCGCGCGCUGCCGCCGCAGCUCGACGGCGACCUGCGUUUCCACGCGCUGCGCGCCGGCGCGCACGUCCGCAUCCUGGACGAGCAGACCGUGGCGCGCUUGGAGCAUGGGCGCGACGAGCGCGCGCUCGUCUUCACCAGCCGGCCGGUACGCGUGGCAGAGACCAUCUUCAUCAAGGUUACGCGCUCGGGCGGGGCGCGCGCGGGCGCGCUGUCCUUCGGGGUCACCACGUGUGACCCUGGCACGCUGCGGCCGGCCGACCUGCCCUUCAGUCCGGAGGCUUUAGUGGACCGCAAGGAGUUCUGGGCGGUGUGCCGUGUACCUGGGCCUCUGCACAGCGGCGACAUCCUGGGCCUGGUGGUCAAUGCGGACGGAGAGCUGCACCUAAGUCACAACGGCGCACCGGCCGGCAUGCAGCUGUGCGUGGACGCCUCGCAGCCCCUCUGGAUGCUCUUCAGCCUGCACGGCGCCGUCACGCAGGUCCGCAUCCUCGGCUCCACCAUCAUGGCUGACCGGUGUGGCCCGUCUCUCCCCUGCUCACCUGCCUCCACUCCGACCUCACCCACUGCCCUGGGGAGCCGCCUUUCUGACCCCCUGCUCAGCACCUGCAGUUCUGGGCCUCUGGCUGGCUCUGCUGGCGGGACAGCCCCCAACUCACCAGUGAGCCUGCCUGAGUCACCAGUGACCCCAGGUAUGGGCCAGUGGAGCGAUGAGUGCACCAUUUGCUAUGAGCACGCAGUGGACACAGUCAUCUACACGUGUGGCCACAUGUGCCUCUGCUACUCCUGUGGCCUGCGCCUCAAGAAGGCCCUGCACGCCUGCUGCCCCAUCUGCCGUCGCCCCAUCAAGGACAUUAUCAAGACCUACCGCAGCUCCUAGCCCACCACAGAGCCCCACCUGCACGCCCACGUGUGCAGACUUCAGCCCAACACCAGCUGAGAGCGAAGCCAACAGGGUCCCUCCCUUCUACACGUUGCAGACUUUUCCCCCCUUUUCCAUUAAACAUGGGAAACCAAGGUCCCUGAAGGUUUGGGCUGAGAGGGUCUGAGGUAGGGAGGUAGGGCACAGGUAGUACAGAAUGAAUGGAGCAGAGGCGAGGCGGCUACCCCACACCCUCCCUCCUCUUUAUCCAGAUUUCUGUAAGCUGAGGGGCUGAAGUAGUCUCAGCUUGUUGCCAUGCCUCAUGAUCUGGGCAGAUUGCUAGGCUCCGUAGCCUGUGUGGCACCUUGGAGGGAGUUCGUGAACAGGUAGCUAGCUUCCCCUGGGCAGCUGGGGAGGAGGCCAUUGGACUCCUCCCACCCUAAGCAGCUGCAAACUGCAUGCCGUGUCUCUUUCUCCUUACCCAGCGCGGGUAAACAGACAGGCUGCAGAUUCCAGGGCCU